CAAUAGACGCAAAGCGAGUGGACGCCAAGGCACGGACGACUUCAAUGUGGAGCGGGUGUGUCGGGGAGAAGAUUGGAUUCUGCACUAGAGAGCGACGAAGAAGAGAAGAUGAGGAAAAGAUGUUGAAGGUGGUGAAGCUUUACUAUGGAUCAGAGCGGUCAAGCAAACAUGGAUCCCGAUGUCAACCAGCAUUUUUCCAUGAGAAAAUUGCGGUAAUAAGUCGGCUCUUACCGGAGAUCAGCGGAGCUUCUGUCCUGCUGCAGCUUUGUGACUUCCCUCCGAGACUGGCGUCAACACACCCGAGGCAAACAUCUCUCCGACCAUCAGAGCGAGCCCGGCCGUUGGUGUUGCAGUCACAGUGGAUGCAAGACCAUCAGAACACUUCUUCAAAAAGGCGCGUGUCAUAUUGUGGACACCACUUGGACCACAGGAAGUUUUGGCAGCAGUAAACAAGCAGAGCAAGGACCGUUGAAGAGCCGGAACAUAUUCAAGAGAUCCACCCAUGGAAGAACCAAGGCACAGGUUUGGUCAGAGUGAAGAGAGACUGGAUCAAUCCUCCAAUCAGGGUUCUGGAGAAUAGCAAGCAAGUGCCAGAAAACCUUGUCCAGAUCAAGUCCGACAAAAUCUUCACGGGAGAAGUCAUCUACAAAUUAGAGGGUCCGGGCGUGGACCAGGCCCCCAAGAAUUUCUUUGAGAUCGAUGACAAAACAGGAAUGAUCCGAAGCAAGCGUCCUCUGGACCGGGAGAAGUACAGCAGCUUCACGCUAAAAGCCUUUGCACUGUCGCCCAGUGGAGAGCGACUGGAGAACCCUACCACCAUAGAAAUCGUGGUGCUGGACCAGAAUGACAACAGACCUACCUUCACACAGAAACAGUUUACUGGUUCUGUUCCUGAGUUUUCAGUCCCAGGUACAUCAGUGAUGUCGGUAACAGCCACGGAUGCAGAUGACCCAACCACUGAAAACGCGUUUCUCAGCUACUCCAUCAUCGGCCAGGAAAGCUUCCCGGCCAACGCUGUUACCAAGACCAUGUUUGGCAUAAACAACGAGACAGGAACCAUCUAUACAAGAGACGUAGGCCUUGAUAAAGAGGUGGUGACGUCCUUCAAGCUCAAGCUCCAGGUUGCUGAUAUGGGCGGCAUGGGGCUGAGCACUGAAGGUGUGGCCAUCAUUCAAGUGUCGGACAUCAACAACUACGCCCCGCAGUUCAGCCCUAACUCGUACAAGAUGACAGCGGUGGAGAACAGGAGGAACGAGGAGAUCGGUCGUGUUAACGUGACAGACCUUGAUGACCGUGGAACUGGACACUGGCAGGCAAGAUACUCCAUCUCCAAUGACCCUUACAGGAACUUCGCCAUCACCACAGACGCCGCUACCAACCAGGGCAUUCUGACGGUGGUCCAGCCCCUGGAUUACGAGGCCCAGAUGGAGCACACCUUGAUUCUGACAGUAGAGAACAUCAAUCCUCUGAGCAGCAAGGCUCCCAACUUGCCAGUCAGCAGCGCCACAGUGGUGGUCACGGUCGUCAACGAAAACGAAGCGCCACAUUUCACGGAAGACCCGAUGCGGAUCGUGGUGCCCGAGUCUGUUAGCCCUGGAACAUUAUUGAAAAGCAACAUCGCAUUCGACCCUGAUCAUUCCCACCUCAGGUACGAGAUUAGUCGAGAUCCUGAGAGGUGGCUGGACAUCAACAGAAAUACGGGAGACAUUACUGCAAGGAGACCCUUCAACAUGCGAUCCCCAUAUGUCAGAAACAACAUCUACACCGCUAUCGUCAAGGUCACAGACGCCGGCGGCGUGUCGACCAGCGCCACUGUGGCCAUCACCCUGACGGAGACCAACGACUUCCCCCCACAGCUCCUCCCCCUGAGCGGCACCGUGUGCAGGGACACCCGGCGGUCGGUCUCUGGACUGAUCCUGACCGCUGAGGAUGACGACCUGCCUCCGCAAGCUGCACCGUUCGUCUUUGAAAUACCUGACGAAGAGUCCGGCAACUGGACCGUCGUCCAAGUCAACGACACUCAUGCGGUGCUGCAGCCUCUGGUGAACCUGGAUGACGGAGAGUAUGCAGUCACAGUAUUGGUGUCCGACUCUGGAAGUCCUGUCUUCGGUUCUUACGCUCAGGUCAACGUCACCGUGUGUCUCUGUGACGCCUUUGGCGACUGUAAGUCUGAGGCGGGGGCAAUAUUUGCCUCCAGUACGGGGAUCAGCUACAUCGCUCUCAUUAUCAUCAUGGCCAGUAUCGCCCUGCUUCUAGUACUGCUGCUCCUGGCGAUAGUCGUGACUUCUUGUGGGAGACGCCAUCACAUCAAGAAGGGAAGUGGUCUGCUGGGGGGGGAUUCAGAAGACGACAUCAGAGAUAAUGUCCUCAACUACAAUGAGCAGGGAGGGGGUGAGGAAGAUGAGAACGCCUUCAACAUGGACCUGCUGUGGAGUCCCUUGGACGCAAACACGACGCCCGUGCCCCCCGUGUCCCCCGUGUCCUGCUACCCAGCGUCUGGCCUUCCUCGGGGCAAACAGCCCGUCAGGAAAGAUGCGCCACAUGACCUGCCGUCACCCAUCUACCCUCGCAGACCCCCAGCUGAUCCCACUGACAUCCAGGACUACAUCAGCGACGGCCUGGAGGCGGCGGACAAGGACCCCAACGUGCCUCCCUACGACACGGCCCUCAUCUACGACUACGAGGGCGAGGGCUCGCUGGCCGGCAGCCUCAGCUCGCUGGCGUCCGGCAGCUCGGACGGCGAGCAGGACUACGACUAUCUCAACGACUGGGGGCCGCGCUUCCAGAAGCUGGCCAACAUGUACGAGCCUCGUUAGCCUGCCGGAGAACCCUGAGGGUCCAGCGCUAAGUGCCACAGAGGGUCCGGGUCCGGGAUGUCCGAGUCAAACUGGAAGUAAAACCUUGAAGAGGUGCUCAGGAAGUGAUUGGGAAGGAGCUGAAUGUCUGGUUUUAUUUUUGUAUUGAUUGUUCUUAUUAUUUUAUACCAUGUUGUUGUUGUUGUUGUUGUUGUUGUUGUUGUUGGCUUGACCCAGAAUCCUCCAUUCCACCUUUGCUACACUUUGGACAAGAAACACCAGAGGUGGGUAAUGUCACCCUCAUUAGCAUUCUAAUCUUAGCAUGCUAACUUUUUGCUUCAUUUAGCAACUUUAUUACACUUAAGUGUCAAAUAUUUUGUUACUUAACUUUAAAAAAUUAUACCUGUUAGCAUGCUAGCUUUGUAUUCAGACUAAUUAUGUAGGUAUUCACCUCAGCUAGCAUGCUAACAUUAGGAUGCUAGAUUUUUGCUUCAUUUAGCAGCUUUAUUACACUUUAGUAUCAAAUAUUUUGUUACUUUACUUUAAAAAAUUAUACCUGUUAGCAUGCUAGCUUUUUAUUCCGAAUAAUUCUGUAGGUAUUUACCUCAUCUAGCAUGCUAACGUUAACUUUAAUUUGUUUUUACCUGUUAGCAUGCUAGCUUUUUGUUCCGGCUAAUUCUGUAAUUUUUUUCAUCUCAGCUAGCUCAUCUAACGUUAGCAUGCUAGCUUUUUGCUUCAGCUUAAUAACACUUUUGUGUCAAAUAUUUUGUUAUUUAACUUAAAGCAAUUAUACCUGUUAGCAUGCUAGUUUUUUUUCCAACUAAUUCUGUAGGUAUUCACUUCAGCUAGCAGGCUAACUUUUUGCUUCAUUUAGCCGCUUUAUUACACUUGAGCGUAAAAUAAUUUAUUUAACUUUAAAAAAUAUAUAUACCUGUUAGCAUGCUAGCCUUUUUUGCGGUUAAUUCUGUAGGUUUACACCUAAGGCAUAUUUUGCUACUUGAUGCAUGUUAAUGUUAGCAUGCUAGCUUUUUAAAUGUAUUUUUGUAGGGAGACACCUCAGUCAUAAUUUGGUACUUCUAUCCAUCCAUUUCUACCGCUUGGCCCUCUUGGGUGCUAAUGCUAGCAUGCUAGCUUCAUUUUUAUUUAUUUUUUGAUAUUUUUUAGGUAUACACCUCAGUCAUUAUUUGGUACUUGUUGCAUGCUAAUGUUAGCAUGCUAGCUUUUUUAGCUAAUAUUGUAGGUAUACAUCUCAGGCAUAUUUUGGUACUUAAUGCAUGCUAACUUUCCUAUGCUAGCUUUUUUCGAUAAUUUUGUAGGUAUACACCUCAGUCAUAACUGUGUACUUCAUACAUGCUAACGUUAACGUGCUAGCUUUUUUUUUGAUAAUUUUGUAAGUAUACACUUCAGUCAUAUAUAUGUGCAUAUAUGUAUAUUUACAUAUAUAUGGAUGGAUAUGAAUAUACAUACAUAUAUAUAAAUACUUGUAUGUAAAAAACAAAAGUCAAAGUGUUGUGUCUUCAGUGUAAAAGUAAAAGUAAUGUUGCAUUAACACGACUCUGACAAGUACAAUGUAUCCAAACAGUUAACUUGAACAAAUGUAAUAAACGUAGUGCGUUCAUACCCACCUCUGAGAAAGAUCAGCACAAAUAACAAAAUUAAAAUGUUCUUUAGUGGAAUAAAGGAGGUCCAUGCCAAGAUUUUUCUAAAAUAUUGUUUCUGUUUUUUUUUUUUAAAUGUUAUCCAUCAGAAAACAGGUUUGCUCUUAAUUUUGCAUUUCAGAUGAUUUCCUACUGCUCAACAUUAUUUAAAUAAAACUGAAUUUAAAUAUC
Messenger RNA from Nerophis ophidion (straightnose pipefish), 4624 nucleotides. RefSeq names its product cadherin 15, type 1, M-cadherin (myotubule) (gene cdh15). The coding region runs from base 714 to 2816 and encodes 700 amino acids. Gene Ontology annotation, cellular component: plasma membrane; catenin complex; adherens junction. The record is from RefSeq and is a predicted model, not a curated record. The transcript has 16 exons. Gene Ontology annotation, biological process: multicellular organism development; calcium-dependent cell-cell adhesion; homophilic cell-cell adhesion. Gene Ontology annotation, molecular function: cadherin binding; calcium ion binding. NCBI's taxonomy places the organism in Eukaryota, Metazoa, Chordata, Actinopteri, Syngnathiformes, Syngnathidae.